Molecule: messenger RNA, 2712 nt
Organism: Wyeomyia smithii (pitcher-plant mosquito)
Lineage: Eukaryota; Metazoa; Arthropoda; Insecta; Diptera; Culicidae
Gene: Git
Product: ARF GTPase-activating protein Git
Exons: 6
Coding region: 204-2297 (697 amino acids)
Biological process (GO): regulation of ARF protein signal transduction; brain development
Molecular function (GO): protein binding; GTPase activator activity
Source: RefSeq, a predicted model, not a curated record
UGAAGAAGAGUUCAAACCAAAAUAAAAGAUGGCGAUUCUGUGCAAGAGCAACAGUACCAGCAGUACUUUUUUGUUUUGAUCUGUGCCCCGCUAGUUGCAAAUAGCUGUUCCUGUAGGACGACGAAACGGAAAACCCUGCAAAAAUUGCGUCAAAGCAUGAAAUAGCGCUUACCUGCUUGAGCCGCAGUAACAGCAAGCCGAAAAUGUCUCGCACCAAGUCACGGCUGCAGGCAGAAAUCUGCGGCGAUUGCGGUAGCUCAGAUCCAUCGUGGGCAUCAAUAAACCGAGGAAUUUUGCUGUGCGCCGAUUGUUGUUCAAUUCAUCGCAGCCUGGGACGGCAUAUUUCGCAAGUGAAAUCCCUUCGUCAGGGAAGCUGGGCACCAUCGGUGUUGGCUUUCGUUAAUCAACUUAAUAGUCACGGGGCUAACAGUGUGUGGGAGCACUUGUUACUGGACUCAGUAGCUCCGAAGAACUUGAAACGCAAGCCUUCUCCGAAAGAUCCGCUCCAUCCUACGAAGGCAGAUUUCAUCCGGGCAAAACAUGUUAACCUGUCGUACGUUCUUAAACCUAGCCUGGAGGAUGGAGUCAGCGGACAGGGAAGUUUGGAGGCAGAGUUAAGUAAACAACUACAUGCCAGUGUCCGCUCCGGCAAUUUGGAAACUAGCCUUAGGUUUUUGGUGCAAGGAGCGGAUCCGAACUUUUUCCACGAGGAAAAGGGUUCUACACCAUUACAUGUGGCAGCUCGAUCCGGUCAGCUGUCCCAGAUGGAGCUACUGAUGGUAUACGGAGCGGACGUGAAUGCGCUGGAUUCACAGGGAAAUUCGCCGCUGGAUGUGGCGAAGGCGUGCAAGCAAUCGGCUAUUGCUGAACGGCUUACGGAGGCUAUGUACGAGGUGACCGACCGCUUGAGUUACUUUCUCACGGGAAAAAAACCGGAUCAUUUGGCUGGUCAGCAUCUUCUUAUUCCAGACCAAUCGAAAAAAGAGAUAAGCGAUCAACUAAAAAUCGCACGUGGAAAGUUGCAAUUAGUUCCGAACCGGAUGUUCGAAGAAUUGGUAAUGGAUUUAUAUGACGAAGUUGAUCGGCGUGAAACGGAAGCCAUCUGGUCUACUACUUCGUUGAAUCCGGAAAUUGGAGCGGUUCCCUUUUUGCCAACGAAUCCACAUUUAAGUGCUACAAGAAACCAGGGUCGUCAAAAGCUGGCCCGCUUCAGUCAACAGGAAUUUUCUGGACUAAUCAGUGACGUUUUGAUCGAUGCACGCCGUCGACAAAAUAUGGCUAAUUUGCGUCCUAUCGAUGCACCGUUGCCGAAUAAUUUGAAUCAGCUGCGUACGGUCGCCACCCGGGAAAACAAUCUGUCCGACGAUGAGCCGCUGUACGACGCCGUUGCUUCAGAUGAUGAUUACGCUGCGUUGGCGCCUGUCGCACAACAGGCACUGGUGAACAAAUCACCGCCCAGCAUCGUCUCCAAUGCGGAGGUCGAAACGCUUCGACAGAAGCUGCAAGACCAAGAAUCAACCAUCAACGAGCUGCGAGUACUGGUACACAAACUCACCAGCGAAAACUGCCAACUGAAAUCCCGGAAUGUAAGCCCCAAGGAGCCGGAAAUAUUACUACGAAUUGAUAGUCACCCGAAUGGAUCUUCUCCGGCUACCCCUGAAACGGAAGAAGCCGACCCAGUUUCUGACGGUCGCCAGUACUACAAACGUCCGGCAAGCAUGUACGAAGCACGACAGAUUACGCGUGAUGAGAACCGACCACCGAUCACGCAAAGUCUAUACUCAAUGGCCCCGCUAUCUGGCCACAACAGCGGUGUCAUCAGCAAUCCUACAGGAGUCGCCACAAGUAUGAACAACAGCGCUGGCUCCGAUUUGAACAGCUCUACAGGUAGCAGAAGUGGCAGCCAACCCCAGUUUCCGCCCUUUGACGAAGUCAAAAAGCGAACCGACCUUGUGGCCAGGCGUAUCAAAGAGCUUUUUGCAGCGAUGCAGGAACUAUCCAAGACAGACGCUUUCAUACCGUGUGCCGAGCGAAUACGGAUAGCAGUGGCCGAACUGGUUGCCAUCUUUCCGGCCACAAUGCGUGAGGAAGCGCUCCGUAAUGCCCUGAAACAGCUUAAUUAUAACACUAAUCUGAUUCAAACCGAAUGCACUCGUUUGCAGCGAGCUUUUGUCGAAGAAAAUCAGCAGUCGGUUCUGUCUGACAGCAUUAAGGUUAUCAUGGAACAAGUUCGGGGCUGUGCGUACGAUCUAGCCAUGUCCACGAAAAUUUUGAUAACGCAUUUCCAACAGUCGUGAGUCUACUUGCAAUAAUUAUCGUGCACGCACCUUACAGUAAUUAUAUCCUCAAACGCUAUAAUAGAAGUAUUUCUUCAUCGUUGAAAAAAACAAACGGAAGAUUGCCGAAUGUGCCAAAUAAUGUUUUUUAGAGAAGUAUUUUGACUACAUUUUAUGAACGUAUUUAAUUAUGUCAUCAGAAUAUUACUAUUUUUAAUGAGAGCUAACAAUACACCUUAGAGCGGAUAAUUUAUUUUUUAACUUUUCCGAGAUGUUUAGACAGAAUAAAUAACUAACGACAAUCGUUUCGUGGUGUUUCUACUUUUUAUUGCUGCGGAAAGUGGCAUUUGUUUUAGUGCACACAACAAACUGAUACAACCGAUACGUAAUCAAACUAACCUUUUAAUGACAAUAAAAUUUGCGUAUUGGCAUCCUA